UGGGGGAGGGGGGCCUUAGAAAGUCACUUUACUACAGCCUGUGUGAAUGUCGGCGUCAGGGACUGGGCAAUGGUGGAGUGCCCUUUCCCAGUCACUGCUGGGGGAGCCGCCUCCUUGCACACUGGGGGAGCCCCCCUCUCUGCCCACUGGGGGAGCCCCCCUCCCUGCCCACUGGGGGAGCCCCCUUCCCUGCCCACUGGGAAGCCAUCCUCUCUGCCCACUGGGGGAGCCACCCUUCUUGCCCACUGGGGGAGCCCCCCUCCUUGCCCACUGGGUGAGCCCCUUCCCUGCCCACUGGGGGAGCCACCCUCCCUGCCCACUGGGGGAGCCCCCCUCCCUGCCCACUUGGGGAGCCCCCUCCCUGCCCACUGGGAAGCCAUCCUCUCUGCCCACUGGGGGAGCCACCCUUCUUGCCCACUAGGGCAGCCCCCCUCCCUGCCCACUGGGGGAGCCCCCCUCCCUGCCCACUGGGAAGCCAUCCUCUCUGCCCACUGGGUGAGCCCCACUCCUUGCCCACUGGGUGAGCCCCUUCCCUGCCCACUGGGGGAGCCCCCUCCCUGCCCACUUUAUUCUCUUUCUUUCCCAGUAUCAGGUUCUAUCUGACAGGCUUGCUCCAAACUUCUCUCCAGCUCUGACAGGUUUAUGGUCCCUGCUGUUCACCAGCCCUGGCCCCCAUCUCCCAGAGAGACAGUUGUAACCCAGAGAAACUCCGUCAUGUGUGCAGGGCCACCAGCUUGGUGGUGGGAGAGCCAGACACUGACAGCGCCAGCUGGUCUGUAUCUCUCAGGGCAGGCGUCUGUCUCUCCUGGUCACAUCUCUGUCCUGUCUCAGCCCCUGAAAUGACGGUUGCUAUAGGGACUCAGCAAGUGUCUGCUGAGUGACUGUCAUGACCAGUCAAGGGGCAGGAUUCAUUAUCCCCUUCCACAGGGGAGGACACUGAGUCAGAGUGGGUCAAAGGCCACUAUGGGAGCUGUGGGGCUGGGGUACAGGCACAGCACCCCCACCUCCCCAAUCCCCGCCCCAGGGUCAGGGUGGGUUGGUGUAGUGCUGGGUCGUCAGUUUCAGCGACCUGGGGUGUGGGAUGGUCCCAAAACAAGGUGACAAGCAGACACGGCCUGAGUAAGCUGCAUGUCUGUGUCGUGUCUCCCACCUGUGGAAUGCUUAGCAUGUCACCAAGCAGGAACCAGCCUAGUGGCUUUUCUCAGGGCAGAGGAGAGGGCAGAGCCAUGUCCCUGUGCCCCGCCCCUCUGCCUGGUUCACUAACCCACAAUCCUCUGCCUCCAUCUGUGGACUGCGGUCCCCAGGGUACUGGACCACCCGGCUGCUCAGUGACCUCCUAUCUGGAUGGACAAGCCCUGAGCUUAUGUUUUUUUUAAAGUGCACUUGAGAUGCUGAGGCAGGAGAAUUGCUGUGAGUUUGAGUUUGGGGGUCAGCCUUGGUGACACAGAGAGAUCUUAUGAAAGAAAGAAAGAAGGGAAGAAAGAAAGAAAGAUCAAAAGAAAGAAAGAAAGACAGAAAGAAAGAAAGAAGGAAAGAAAGAAAGAAAGGCAGACGAAGGAAGGAAGGAAAGAAAAGAAGGAAAGAAGGAAGAAAGGAAGGGAGGAGGGAGGGAAAGGAAGCAAGCCGAGAGACAUCAGAAAGACCUCCAGGAAGGCCAGGUCUUCAGUGUGUAGGUGGUUCCCAAAAGUCCAGGGCGAAUGAGCCCCGGGGCAGAGGGCCAUGUGACUAAACGUAUCUAACAAAUGAGACUAUCUUUUUGUUUGUUUGUUUUGUUUUUUGAGACAUGCUGUGGACACGCUGUGUUCUUGUUAAGAAAGUCCAUCAACAGGAACUCUGUGCGGUCCCGGCUGCCAGCCAAGUCCUCCAAGGCUUAUGGAACACUGCGCAAGGGUUCGCUGUGCCUGGACCCCCGGCCACAGCAAGUGAAGAAAAUCUUUGAUGCUUUGAAGAGAGGCCUCAGGGAGCACCUGUGUGAGCAGCAGGCUGAACUGGACUACCUGUGCAGAUGCCACACGGACACCCAGAGGAGCUCCAGGCUGGCCUUCUACUAUGACCUGGACAAGCAAAUGCGCAUGGUGGAGAGACACAUCCGGAAGGUGGAGUUCCACAUCAGCAAGGUCGAUGAACUCUAUGAAGGCUACUGUAUCCAGUGGCGGCUUCGAGAUGGAGCCUCCAACAUGCAGCGUGCCUUCAGCAACAGCACCCAGAGCCGUGCCUCCCGGGAGAGCCUGCAGGAGCUGGGCCGCAGCCUGCAGGAGUGCCUGGAGGACAUGUGCCUCAUAGAGGGGACCUUGGAAGGUCACCUGGGCGAGUUCCAUGUCAAGAUGAAAGGCUUGGUGGGCUAUGCACGCCUCUGUCCCGGAGAUCAGUAUGAGGUUCUCAUGCGCCUGGGCCGUCAGCGAUGGCGGCUGAAGGGCCGGAUAGAACCAGAUGACAGCCAGACCUGGGACGAGGAGGAGAGGGUCUUUGUGCCCACGGUGCAUGAGAACCUGGAGAUCAAGGUGACGGAGCUUCGAGGCCUGGGCUCCAUGGUGGUGGGUGCGGUGACAUGUGACGUCGCAGACUUCUUCACAGCCCGGCCCCAGCUUGUGGUGGUGGACAUCACAGAGUUGGGCACCAUCAAGCUGCAGCUGGAGCUGCUGUGGAACCCCUUGGACUCUGAGUGCCGCCUGGUGUCACCCAGCCCCACUGGCAGGUUCUCCGUGGGCAGCAGGAAGGGCUCCCUGUACACAUGGACGCCACCCAGCACCCCCAGCUUCCGGGACAAAUAUUACCUGUCUGUCCUUCAGCAACCCAUGCAGCAGGCCUUGCUGCUAGGUGGGCCAAGGGCCACCUCCAUCCUCGGCUACCUGUCUGACAGUGAGCUCCAGGGUCCCCGCCUGCGAAGCCGGAGCCAGGAGUUACUGGAGAUGGACUCCUUCAGCUCCGAGGACCCCAGAGACACUGAGACCAGCACUUCAGCAUCCACCUCAGAUGUGGGCUUCCUGCCCAUGCCUGUGGCUCCCACAGCCUGCAUAGAAGAGGAGACCAGGGAGGAGCCUCCACCUCUGGGUCUGCUGCCGGGCCUGACUCACCCAGCCGGGGGUGUGCUUGUAGAACAGCCUGGUUGGAGGGACUUGAGAGGAGAGAGGCUGGACCUACUGUUGGACGACCCAAUCCACAGCCCCACCGUGCCACGGAGCCGGAAGGGCCAGGAGGAUGGAGGUGCGGGGGACGGAGUGGAGGGGCCUGUGCAGGAGGUCCUGGAUCUGCUGCGGUCUGCGGACCCUGCGCAGCCCCAGCUCAGGGAGCUGGAGUACCAAGUCCUUGGCCUCCGGGAGCGGCUGAAGCCCCGAGGGGUGCAGCCGGAACCCGUGUCAGCGCAGAGUCUCAUGGACUGUAUACUUGAGAGCUUCGCCUUUCUGAAUGCCGACCUUGCCAGUGACGAACUGUCUCUGUUUGGGGGCUCCCAGGCUCUUGAGAGGGACAGCCCCCCACCUCCACGGCCAUCACUGAAGGUCUCGCCUAGCGAACUCACAGCCGGUACCCCUGAGCUGGACACACUGCUUACUGUCCACCUUCAAGUCUGCAAAGCCUUGCUUCAGAAACUGGCCUCCCCUAAUUUGUCAAGGAUGGUGCAGGAUUGCCUCCUGGAGGAAGCGGUGCAGCAAAGACAGGUUCUGGAAGUGCUUUCAGACCUUGACCUUGAGCAGGUCAGCAAGGCCAAGUCGGUUGAAGAGAUCAUCCCACAGGCAUCUCAAAGGAAGGGUGGCCUGGCACUGUGGCAGGGAUGCACACAGCCUGGUGGAGUCCUGGCCUGCCCUGCCUCCACACUCCUGAGCCAGCUCAAGAAGACAUUCCUACAUCGCGUCCGAGGAAAGUACCCGGGCCAGCUGGAAAUAGUGUGUCGCAGGCUCCUGGAGCAGGUGCUGGGCUGUGGCGGGCUAUUUGUCACAGCAGGGCUCCAGGACGAGCAGGUGGUCACCUGGUUCCAGUUCCACAGCUACCUGCAGCGGCAGAACAUCUCUGACUUGGAGAAACACCUCACUCAGCUCACCAAGGAAGUUACUCUCAUUGAGGAACUGAACUGUGCGGGCCCAGCCAAGGCCCUGAGGAAGCUGCACGGGAAGCGUCUAAGCCAGCUGCAGCCAUUGCCCCAGACGCUUCAAGCCUGGGCCCGGCUGCAGCUGGACGGACCCCCGAGGCUGUGCAGGGCUGCCAGAAUGCGACUGGCCAGCGCGGCCAGGAACAAGCGCUUCCGGGAAAAGGCCCUGCUAUACUACACCAAUGCCUUAAAUGACAGUGACUCCAAGCUCCAGCAGGCGGCGUGCAUGGCUCUGCAGCAGCUCGGGGGCGUUGAAAGCAUUGAACAGAUUGUCAGUCUAUGUCAGUCUGACCUGGAGGCCGUGCGAGCCGCAGCACGGGAAGCAACACUGUCGUUUGGUGAGAAAGGCCGCCUAGCUUUUGAGAAGAUGGACAAACUACACGCAGAACAAGAAGCCUUCUGUCAGGAAGCGGAUGUUGAGAUCACAAUUUUUUAAGAAGCCGUGCUCGAUGAGCUCAAAUCUGGCCUCUUUCUUCCUUUCAUGCUGCCUGGCCUCCACAGUGCCCAGGAUUUGGAUGGAGCAUCCAAGCCACUCCCUCCCAAGUGUGAGCUGGUCAGGACAGUUACCUGAGACUGGGUCCUCAGCGCAGGGAUAACAGUCAUGUACUCACAGAGCAGGCACAAGUGGUAUGUGGGACCUCUAAGGCUGUGGCCUCCGCCAAAUGCUGUUUUUGCCAUCCUGGGGUACAGUGCCAGGCACUGUCUUGAGGAUCGAGGAUCCAGGGCAAGGUGACAGACAUGCAUGGGGUAUGAGCUCCCUGCAUACCCUCAGCUGGGACAGAACUGGUCUGACAAACAGGGCUGUGGCAGCUUCCCAGUAGGCAGGUCCACUUCCAUGGCAGCCUGGGCCCUUGGAUGAAUGCUCAGACCUGAGGAGGUUUUCACUGCAGCGGCUGGGGAGACUCAUGAUGGGUUAGAUACCCACGAGGGGUUUCCUACUUAAGUGAAUAGAGCACUCCACGCUGGCGUCUGAGAUGCCCACGAGGGGGUUCUCAGGGCUGACAUAGUCAUCUCUCACUUAGGUCCCUGUGGACCAUGUGUGCUGACUUGGUAUUUAUUUGCCUUGUUCAUGUCCAUUCUCUGAAAUCUCAAUUACAAACUCUGGCGUAUGGCCACCUUACUGCCCCAAGUAGAGAAUGUUGUAUCCGUAGAGCCUUAACAUGGGAGGGGCGGCAGGCCCACUGGGGAUCCUUCCUAUAUUCUUCAUGCCUGACUCAUGGUAGGCUGCCCUCUUCUGGGGGCAUUUGGGGACACCCCAGGCCUUUGUCAAGCCUUCACUGCACUGGAUUUAUCCCAGUCACUAUUAGUCAGCUUUCCACACUGGUAACUCUCAGAGUCAUUUUCAUACCUGAAGCCUUUGGUUGUGAGAGCAGCCACAGCACUCACAGUUCUGUGGCCAGGACCCAAGCGGGGACCACCUGAUGCACAAGCCACCUGUGAACCCGAAGGGUACAGAGCUGUGCUUUCUGCAGUGACAUCUUCCACUCCACAAGUCUCAAGUGACUCUGAACUGGAAGUCAGUCACCUUGGGGCCUUACAUAUUUAGUUUUAUACAUGAACGGAAGGUCACACCACUUUUGGGUCUCAUUUUCAUGUUUAAGUCAAGCAUACAUCAGAUGAGGCUUAUGGAUGUCCUGAGAUUGAAGACCAUGAAAUCUGACAGGCAGCUGGCCAAGGGGAGGUCUGGAUGCUGGGCCAGGGAUUCCAAUGACCUGUGAGUCUCAAGGUAGCCUGGGCUGCCCAAGGGGAGGUCCUGAAAGGACAGUGUAGAGAACCCACAUCUCAGCAGUCACAUGACGCACAGUGUGCUUACCCUGUAGGCCUCACGCUGGCAGGGGUAGACAAAUGACUGCCCACCCUGGCCCAAGUCUGUGAAUAAAGAAAAUGAAAGCA
Molecule: messenger RNA, 5977 nt
Organism: Rattus norvegicus (Norway rat)
Lineage: Eukaryota; Metazoa; Chordata; Mammalia; Rodentia; Muridae
Source: RefSeq, a predicted model, not a curated record